GGAAAUAUACUGUCACAGAAAAUGAAAGCAAGAGAGAAACGUUGUUUUGUAUCUGUGUUGAACGUCGUGUGUCUGUAAAUAUGCAUGAAUUUGGUAUUCACUUUUUUUUUUUUUAGCCCCCAUGAUAAAAAUAGAACGUUGGUGAUAACCUGCAUCUGAAACUCCUAAUGGUAAUUUUUGUUUCCUUUAUGUUUUAGUGGUAGUAUUAUCUGAUUGUUCAAACAUUAUUCUUGAAGCAGUUAUGCCGUCCAUACGUGAAUGCAGGAGUAUCAGCUGUCACUGUCUCAGGGCUCUGAGUGACUGUGCUACAGGCUCCUGAUCAUGCUGGAUGUUGGAAAGUGGCCAGUGUUUGCUCUGCUUCCACCAGAGGAACUGAGGUUGAUUCGGCAGGCAUGUGUCUAUGGCAGUGCUGGAAACGAAGCCUUCUAUGUUACUGUAAACGAUGAAGUUUUCGCUCUUGGCACCAACUGCAGUGGCUGUCUUGGCACAGGCGAUAUUCAGAACACUAUCGAACCCAGGAGAAUAGACGCAUUGUGUGGAAAGAAGAUUGUGUCCUUGAGUUAUGGAACAGGACCUCAUGUUGUUCUUGCUACUGCAGAUGGAGAGGUAUAUGCCUGGGGUCACAAUGGUUACAGUCAGUUGGGGAAUGGCACUACAAACCAGGGGCUGAUCCCUGCCCAGGUUUCCACCAAUCUACUCAACAAAAAGGUCACGGAGGUGGCCUGUGGCUCCCAUCACACUAUAGCACUGACGUCUGAUGGAGAGGUUUAUGCUUGGGGUUACAACAACUCUGGUCAGGUUGGCUCAGGAUCUACAGCAAACCAGCCAACCCCAAGACGAGUGAGCAGCUGUUUACAGAACAAGAUAGUAGUGAAUAUUGCCUGUGGACAGCUCUGUUCCAUGGCUGUGCUGGACAAUGGAGAAGCUUAUGGCUGGGGUUACAACUGCAAUGGUCAGUUAGGGGUGGGCAACAAUGGGAACCAGCAAACCCCCUGUAGAAUAGCAGCGUUGCAGGGGAUCAACAUAGUCCAGAUUGCCUGUGGCUAUGCACACACGUUAGCACUGACUGACGAGGGAUUAGUCUAUGCCUGGGGUGCUAGUUCUUAUGGUCAACUGGGUACCGGCAACAAGAGUAAUCAGUCCUGCCCAGUGCUUUUAAAUUUGGACAAAGAAAGGGUGAUUGAGAUUGCUGCCUGCCACUCCACACACACGUCAGCAGCCAAGAUGCAGAGUGGUCAGGUAUUGAUGUGGGGUCAGUGCCGGGGGCAAGCCAUCGUCAGCCCACACUUCACUCACUUCACCUGCACGGACGAUGUCUUCGCCUGCUUUGCCACACCUGCAGUCAUGUGGAAGCUCCUCACUGUGGAGCGAGAUGAUUACCUAACAGUCGCCCAGUCCCUGAAGAAAGAGUUUGAUAGCCCUGAAACCUCGGACCUCAAAUUCUUGGUGGAUGGGAAAUAUAUUCACGUGCACAAGGCCCUUCUCAAAAUCAGGUGUGAGCACUUCCGAACUCUACUGAACGAGAACGAGGAAGAAUCUAUAGAGAUCCAGCAGUUCACCUACUUGGUUUACAGAGCCUUCCUGGAGUACCUGUACACAGACAGCGUCAGCCUCGCUCCUGAAGAUGCAAUAGGGCUCCUGGACUUGGCCAGUUUUUACAGAGAAACCCGGCUGAAGAGGCUCUGCCAGGAAAACAUCAAAAGGGGAAUCUCGGAGCAGAAUGCCAUCACGCUGCUGUCAGCAGCAGUCAAGUACGAAGCUCGGGACUUAGAAGAGUUUUGCUUCAAGUUCUGUGUCAAUCACAUGACAGCAGUGACUCAGACACAGGCCUUUUCAGAAAUGGACCAUGACCUGCUGAAGAAUUUCAUCAGCAAAGCAAGCCGAUACGGAGCUUUCAAAAACUGAACCCGCCAGCUCUGGCCACGAGGCAACAUCGAGCACCGGUAGCUGGGUUUGGUGAGCAAACAUGCUGUAUGUAUAGUUUUGAAUGGAUUUUUUUUUUCCCCCCCCGGUUGCGUCACGGACAUGAUUGAAGUGAAGGGACUUGAUGGAAGUCACUACUGAGAUUCUACUCUUUAGUUUAUGUAUCUCCUAUUUUAAUAAAUGAUUAGUGUCACUUUGUUAGUCUCUGAAGGGCUGUAUUAAACUUCAACAAAUGGUACUAGAGUUGUGCUUUUCCAGGAGAAUAUGUAAAUAUAUAAAUAGCAAGCAACCAACCUGCACUGGAGGUUUAGUCUAAAAACUUGCCAGCCACAAAUAAUGGGGCCUGACGUAGAUAAGCAAACACAUUUGACUGACCCUACUAAAAACUGAGUGAGUGUGUUUUGUUUGUUUUUUUCUAAACUAUGCUUAUUUGAAAUUUCUAUACUGACAAAAUGGGACCCAAAAUUAGAUAUUCAACUGAAUUAAGAGUAAUUUACUAAUAUUGAUUAUCACAUACUUGUUUGCUGCCGUUGUCAAAGGUAUGUGUAAAUAUUUAAGUGUUACAAGUAAGUUGGUAACUGUGAAAAACAAAGAAUCUGUAUUGUUUUCAGAGAAUCAAAACUAAGAUAGUAAAUGAUCUGGGUCAACAGAUUUUAAAUGGACAACAGCAUGGGAGCUUAGCAAUCAAUGGUUAACAACAGAUAGGAUAGAAAACCUUUUUUCUAAACUGUUUUUGUACAAAUUUAAUUUUUUUAAAACUUUUAUUAAAGCAUCAUUACUUACAUUUUUUCCCCCCAGCAUUUAAUAACUAAUAAUCCUAUUCUAUAGCAGGGGUUCUCCAGAUUGCCAUGUAGAGUUUUUGUUUUAAACUGUGGUAGUUGUUAUUCUUAAAAGUUAAAUGUAAACAUUGUUUAUUAAAAGGUGUCAAGUUAAAACAACAAUCUGUAGUCGCACUGGUAGAGCAAUGUUUUAAAAACACACUGAUUAAAAUAAAGUUGGUUAAUUAUGUCACUAAAAGGGAAAAGGGAACUGACCCCUCAGUAAAAUGCUAUUGGGAUUGAUUAAGAGAAGAAUCACAGAUUACUAAAAAAUCUAUCUAAAAACAAACAGAUGCUUGUUUCCCACAAUGUAUCAUGUACCGCUCCUUCACUGCUGAAUCUGUUGCUUGUGUGGUUUUUUGUCACAGUAUAUAGAAAUGUUACCAUGCCAACAGAUCCUGCUGACAUUGUGUUGUGCACUGUGAGACCAUUUUUACGUCUUCUAGCAAGAUGGAAAAUAAACUGAGCUCUCAGAAA
Acipenser ruthenus (sterlet) is the source of this 3218-nucleotide messenger RNA. Its product is annotated as RCC1 and BTB domain-containing protein 2-like. The record is from RefSeq and is a predicted model, not a curated record. Gene Ontology annotation, molecular function: protein binding. Lineage: Eukaryota; Metazoa; Chordata; Actinopteri; Acipenseriformes; Acipenseridae. Bases 322 to 1905 code for a protein of 527 amino acids. The transcript is spliced from 12 exons.